UAGUUUUGGCGGAGUUUUGAAAUUGGGCCACCCUUCUCUUACAUAGAGACAAAGAGAAUAUGAGGGCCUAAUUUGAGUUGCAGUUUCUUAAAAAACCAGUACGAUAUUCUAUACCCAAAUCAAAGUUAACCGCAUAACGUUGCUUCUCAAAGAAUCAUAAAUUAUCUUCACAAAGAACCAAAACAGUCCAUUGUUGGAGUACACCGAGCUGUUUCCUUUCUCCUCCACCACGAACCAACAGAUUGAAACAGAACCACUGAGUCGGUGUAAAAAUGUUGCAGCGUCUUCUUAGUGAUGGCAGGUGUACAAGUUUCGUUCAAGAAUUAGUGGAAGAGCUACAUACUCGUUUUUCAAGUAAACAUAUAUCAGCACCGGUUCAACUACCAGAAGAUAUCAUAGCUGAAGUUCUAAAAAGAAUUCCUGUUAAAAUGCUGGUACAGUGUAAAUCCGUAAGCAAAUCAUGGACCAGAAUCUUAAUGGAUCCAAUUUUCAUAAAUAUGCAGUUUCAUUUCCAUUCACCCACGCGCAUCGUACUCUCAAAUGUAAACCACACAUAUUCCAUAUCUGUAUCUUUACCUCUUAACCCUAACCCCAACUCUGUUCUCAACACUCAGCAACUUUGCCCUCCUCCAUGCGAACAUGGAUUCUGCAUCAAAGAUUACUGCAAUGGUCUAUUCGUUAUAACAGUAAGGCAUGAAAAAUCUAUCAUCCUUUGGAACCCUUCUAUUUCACAAUAUAGGGUGCUACCACCCUCACCAUUCUUUGAAAAUCAUUGUUCGCGUGGGUUUUCAAGAGAUAUUUGUGCAAUUGGUUACGAUUCUUCCAAAGAUGAUUAUAAAAUGAUCACAUCUACUUUUUUCUAUGGCGCUAGGAUUUUCGAACUUCUCUCUUUAAAUUCCAAUUCUUGGAAGCAGCUUCCAGAUGCUGAAUCUGCUCCUUAUCAUAUGGAAACAUUUCUUCAGCGACCCGUAUCCAUAAAUGGUUCCAUAUUUUGGAUUGCGUCUGAUAAGGCGUCCUAUAAGCAUAUGAUUAUGCGUUUUGAUGUAUGUCAAGAGAGGUUUUCACUCCUGCCAGCACUACCGGAUGUUAAUGUAAGAAAUGUAUGUUGGAUUGGUGAUAUCAACCAAUCUCUCUGCACUUAUUACUUGAGUAAUAAUAGCUACUUUCAUAUAUGGUCUACACGAGAUGCUUUCAAUUGGGUAAAACUCAUCACUGUUUCCAUGAUCCCUGAGCCUAACCCCCGAACUCCAAGCCUUUAUUAUGUUCCUUUGUGUUUCACUGAAAAUGGAGAGCUACUGAUAAGUCUUCGUGGUUAUGGUAUUUUUGAUCGAAGGCGUGGUUUGGCUGCUUAUGAUCCAAAUGAACAAAGCUAUCGAAGAUUUGUUUUGGAAGAAAACACAUACUGGUUGGAAGAAGCUGUUUACAGUGACAGUUUGUUUUUUCCUAAAGAACCUUCAGAUCAAGCAUGUUCUCAUUCUUCUUCGGGUUUCCUUAAGAAAAUGUUGCUCCGAUUUUCACACACCAUUUUUAGUCAUUUGGCUUGUAAUGCUACCUCUGACUGAACAUAUAUUGGAUCGAACUAGCCGGAAAGGAUUCAAGUCCAUGCAAGGCCAACUUCCUACCAAAUAGUAACAUGGCUGCUAAAUCCUACUCCACAAGCAAGGCCAACUCUGCACUUCUUUAUUCUCAUCACUGGUGACGUGUAUACUAACAUCAGCAAAAAGAUGUUCUUCAAAAGCUUGAUCAGCAAUCGGGAAGAAGGUUAAGAAGUAAUGCUUAUCAACAAUUCAAUUCCUCCCCUACAAACUAGGCUAGCAGUAACCCCAAAAUAUUAUAUGUUUAGUACUUCAAAUUAUUUGUCCUCUUUAGUUCGAAAGCAUGUAUGUCUUUCCUUGCAAGUUUGUGGUUAACUUAUUUUGUGGUUUUAACUUAUAAGAAUGAUAUUGUGUUGUGACUUUUAUGUAUAUUUGUUAUCAUUGA
Lathyrus oleraceus (garden pea) is the source of this 1980-nucleotide messenger RNA. Its product is annotated as putative F-box protein At1g12190. Gene Ontology annotation, molecular function: protein binding. NCBI's taxonomy places the organism in Eukaryota, Viridiplantae, Streptophyta, Magnoliopsida, Fabales, Fabaceae. The transcript has 3 exons. The coding region runs from base 273 to 1562 and encodes 429 amino acids. The record is from RefSeq and is a predicted model, not a curated record.